Messenger RNA from Glycine soja, 800 nucleotides. Its product is annotated as AP2-like ethylene-responsive transcription factor BBM. The coding region runs from base 154 to 777 and encodes 207 amino acids. Lineage: Eukaryota; Viridiplantae; Streptophyta; Magnoliopsida; Fabales; Fabaceae. The record is from RefSeq and is a predicted model, not a curated record. The transcript has 2 exons.
CACCAACAUGGUAGAUGGCAAGCUAGGAUUGGAAGAGUAGCAGUCAACAAAGAUCUCUACUUGGGAACUUUCAACACUCAAGAAGAGGCAGCAGAGGCAUAUGACAUUGCAGCCAUCAAAUUCCGAGGACUGAAGGCAGUUACAAACUUCGAUAUGAACAGAUACGACGUUAAGAGCAUACUUGAGAGCAGCACUUUGCCCAUUGGUGGUGCUGCCAAACGUUUGAAAGAUGCUGAUGAACAGGUUGACCUCACCAUCAUGGAUCCUCAAACCCCUCACGUGGAUUCUAACAUCAAUAUCCUUGGAGCUUCUCACCAUUCUCUUGCAUUACAUCAACCUCAGCCUUAUAGCCACUUGAAUUACACUUAUGGACAAAAGUUUUGGAUUGAUUCUGCUUCCGUUGAUAAUAACAAUAAUAGCUCUGGAUCUAACUAUGUCAUUUAUGGUGGUGGAGAUGGUUACGCGAUUCCCAUGGCUACUCCUACGUUCAAUAUUGCAGAUGAUGAUGAUGUUGUUCAAAAUAGUAGAAGCAACGGUCUUGAGCAUAAUGAUGUGAAGAUGCUUGGUUAUGAAAAUGUGCUCAGCUCCAGUACCGAUCCUUAUCAUGCAAGGGACUUGUGUUAUCUUUCGCAGCCAGCAUCUGGUGAUACUGUUAAGGGUAGUGCAUAUGAUGCAUGCAAUACUUGGGUGCCAUUUGUGAUUCCAAGUACUCUUGCACUAAGGCAUACCAAUGAUCUUUGCUCCGGAGCUUCACCGUUCACAUUGUUGCAUGAGUAGUAGGAAAUUAGAAAGAAGGGUCA